Messenger RNA from Brettanomyces nanus, 2646 nucleotides. RefSeq lists its product as uncharacterized. The record is from RefSeq and is a predicted model, not a curated record. The transcript has a single exon. Bases 1 to 2646 code for a protein of 881 amino acids. NCBI's taxonomy places the organism in Eukaryota, Fungi, Ascomycota, Pichiomycetes, Pichiales, Pichiaceae. Gene Ontology annotation, biological process: intracellular signal transduction; peptidyl-serine phosphorylation. Gene Ontology annotation, molecular function: ATP binding; protein serine/threonine kinase activity.
AUGUCCUAUACCAGUCCCAACCACGAUGAGAUCUCCGAUUUGUAUGAGGAAUACAUGAAGAACAUCGAUGCUCUUGGAGUGGCCGAUAGUUCAACAGAUUACGUAAUUGCCAACGGUAAUGCCGAUGAAGACUUGAACAGCUAUGAAUCCCAAGAGUCUCUGCCAUCUUCUUCUCCGGGUUCUCCGAUCAUCUCAGCAUCCCCGUACUGUUUACCUGCCAGGACAACAUCUGCUCGCCAAUGGGAAGAACGGGGUGCCGCCAAAAUUGUGACAAGAGAGACGGAUUCAGAAGGUCAUGUGGUGACCAAAGUUCUUCGCAAAAGCGCUAAAGAUUUUGAAAUGAGCACGGAGUUAGGAGAAGGUUCUUAUUCAACGGUAGUUUUGGGCAAGGAUAUCAGUAGCGGAACUGUCUAUGCUAUUAAGAUUCUUGAUAAGCGUCACAUAAUAAAAGAGAAGAAAGUGAAGUACGUGAAUAUAGAGAAGAAUGCUUUAAACCGCCUCAACAAGGGUCGUGGCAUUGCGCAUCUGUACUAUACUUUCCAGGAUGAGAGAUCGUUGUACUUCGUGCUUGAAUAUGCCCCUCAUGGUGAACUUCUAGCACUCAUCAAAAAAUACGGAUCACUCACUAUGGAUACAGCACAUUAUUAUUCUGCCCAACUGAUCGACGCCAUAGAUUACAUGCACUCACAUGGAGUGGUUCACAGAGAUAUCAAGCCUGAAAAUGUGCUAAUAGGUGAGGAUUAUCAUAUACUGGUAACUGAUUUUGGUACCGCUAAGCUGCUUGACCGUAGCGAGGAAGAUGGAACUUUUCCUUCAGAGGUUAAGGCUUCGUCCUUCGUUGGUACGGCUGAAUACGUGUCUCCUGAACUUCUUAACGAUAAAUUCUGUGGUAUGCCUGCUGAUAUAUGGGCAUUUGGUUGUAUCGUAUAUCAAAUGAUUGCUGGAAAACCUCCAUUUAAGGCUGGAAACGAGUAUCAGACCUUUCAAAAGGUAAUCAAAGUGCAAUAUGCUUUUAGUGCAGGAUUCCCAGCUGUGAUUCGGGAUCUGGUCAAACAGAUUCUUGUCAAAAAGCCCUCUGAUCGCCUUACUGUUGAGGAGGUGAAGAACCAUUAUUGGUUUAGAGACGUCAAUUGGAAAGAGGGAUCUGUAUGGAACACAGGCCCUCCCUCUCCUUUGGGCCCUUAUAAAUUUAACGCCAAAGUCAUGAUGCCAGUUCCGGAGCUUGGCAAACCAAAAAGGGGUGGACCUAGAAUUAUAUCAAUGGGAACCAGUCCUCAACCAUCCCGCCAGAGAUCAAAGGCUGUAUCACAGUCACAGCCACAGUCACACUCACAACGGCAUGUUAGUGUGGGUAAUGGUAUGACGGAAAUGCCGCAUGCGCGUCCUCAAAGCGCUCCUCUUGCUGCCCAGGUGGCACUUGCAGGUGCGACAAAGGUCUCAAUCACUCCGACGAUAAAUUCGGCACCUUCUACUCCUUCUAUUCAAUCUAUUCCUUCUGCAAAGCAUCGGUCUGCGUCUUCUCCGGGCUUUACGGAUCUGAUUCCUGGCACUAACAUUCCUCGCCCCAUACUCAAUACCAGGGUGAGUCGUUCAAAAUCAUCACCACGGACGUUUGGAUCUGCCAAAUUCUCCACUAAUGGCGAGUUACCUCCAAUGUCGAGUUUAGAUCUCAAUUGGGUAGAGUUCUUCCGUCAUCCUGACGAGAGGAUCAUUAAGGCUGGAAUAGUAGACGUGUCAAAGUAUUCUACCGCCGACUUUGAAAAGAAAUACAAAGGGAUGUUGGCCGAGUCCCCUCUAGGAUAUCGAAGUCAAGACCUUCUGGAAAAUACGCAAAUCAACAGCUCUGCAGAUGCUAUCAAGUUUUCUAAUGAACAAGAAGUAGAUGAGAAGGCUGCGGAAGAAGCGAAAGACACAGACCAUCAUCAGUCGAGGUUCCGCAGCUUCUUUUCGUACAAGGGUUCUUCUGUGAAUGAACCAUCAUUUGACAGCAGAGUUCUACUUACAACUACUAUGGGGAGGGCGCUACUAUUCAUCCAGAAUCAUGAUAGGAAGGAACAUAAAUACCAGAAAAGUGCAGAGAUUGACCUUACAGACCCUAAUGUGCAUUUUGUUGAAGUCAUUGGCGAUCGUAGACCGAAAACCGGCUUAUCUACGCUACGCACAGGUACAUUCGCCAUUGUUUCAUCUUCGGUCACUUUAGUAUUUGAAGUGGAGAGACAGGAGGUGGGAAUUUGGACGGCUUCGCUAGCAAAUGCCCGGAUCACGAGGCGAGAGCGGAUAUUGAGAGAUAUACUGGCAAUGGAUCCACCCGCAGGUGCAGGUACUAAUACUGGGGGUGAAGCGGCAUUUAUGGCGGCCAGUGUAGCAGCAUCAAAGUCACCUACUCUCAGGCCUAGUCACAAAAAGGGUCGCAAACCUCCUCCUCCAUUUCCUCACAUGGCGUUCUCGGAUGGUGACAUCCACGGGAAACAAAUAUUAUCGAAUAAUACGCCGAUGAUCUCAGCUGCUGUCAGUAAAGCCAUCUCAUCGUCAUCGUCAUCUACAUUCUAUUUGAUUCCUACAGCUACGUCAAGUACCGCUAUAACGAGUACUCGGCCAAUUACAAGUUCGAACUCUAGGAUGCUUUCGAGAUCAAGAAACAAAUGA